GACCGUCGCUCCUGACUUCCCUGACCAUGGGCCCGCGGAGCCGCGAGCGUCGGGCCGGGGCAGUGCAGAGCACCAACGACAGCAGCGCCCUCAGCAAGACCUCCCUGGCCGCACGCGGGUACGUGCACGACACCUUCGCCGCCUUGCUAGUUCCAGGGACCCCGCGCCGCGCGCCGCUCAUCCACCGCGGCUACUACGUCCGCGCACGCGCCGUGUGGCACUGCGUGCGCGCCUUCCUGAAGGGGACGUGCGCGGCCCCCGGCGCGCCUCGCGCCCAGAUCCUGUCGCUCGGCGCUGGCUCGGACUCGCUGUAUUUUCGCCUCAAAACUGCGGGCCGCCUGACCCGGGCUGCCGUCUGGGAGGUAGAUUUUCCGGACGUGGCACAGCGCAAAGCGCAGAGGAUUCGAGAUACGCCGGAACUGUGCGCGUUAACUGGGCCUUUCCAGAGCGGGGACCCCGGGUACACAUUGUGCUUUGAGAGCUCGGACUACCGCAUCCUGGGCUUGGACCUGCGGCAGCUGCAGCGAUUGGACCACGCCCUGGCCACCGCGGGCCUUGAUGCAGCCGCACCGACUCUGCUCCUGGCUGAGGCCGUGCUAACCUACCUCGAGCCGGAUGAUGCCGCGGCCCUCAUCGCCUGGGCCGCCCAGCGUUUUUCUAAUGCCCUUUUCGUCGUCUACGAGCAGAUGAGGCCGCGUGACGCCUUUGGCGAGUUCAUGCAGCAACAUUUUCGGCAGCUGAAUUCUCCCCUGCAUGGCCUGGACCGCUUUCCCGACGCGGAAGCCCAGCAGCAGCGCUUCCUUCAGGCCGGCUGGACCGCCUGCCGUGCAAUGGACAUGAAUGAGUUCUAUCGCUGCUUUCUUCCUGCAGAAGAACGCCGGCGCGUGGAAAAUCUCGAAACUUUCGACGAGUUUGAGGAGUGGCAUCUGAAGUGCGCCCACUAUUUCAUUCUGGCCGCUUCUCGGGGAGACGCCCUCUCCCAAACUCUGGUGUUUCCACCCUCAGAGACGUUUCCUCGGAUAGAUCCUGCUUCCCCUUCAGGAGUCUUCCCUGCCAGUGUAGUCACUGGUAAUAGCCAGGGCCCAGACCUUAAGAGAUAUGGCCACGCCUCGGUCCUUUUGAGCCCAGGUCUUAUUCUCAGUGCUGGCGGAUUUGGAGAGCAGGAGGGGCGACAUUGCCGAGUGAGAAAGUUUCACUUGCUUUCAAGAUACUGUGACUUUGAAUGGAAAGGCAACCAAUUAUGCAGUUGGGGGACUGGAGCUCAGUGGGAUGGACGCCUUUAUCACACCAUGACAAGACUUUCAGAUACCCAGGUUCUGGUUCUGGGAGGGAGACUGUCCCCAGUAACUCCAGCCUUGGGGAUUCUCCAACUUCUUUUUUGCAAGAGUGAGGAUAAUAACCCUGAGGACCUAAAUGUCACAGUCACAAAUGUCGGCCCAGAAGAAGAUUCCACUUUGUCACGUUGGCGCCAUUCAACAACAGAAGUGUCCUAUGAGAAUCAGAGAUAUUUGUUUGUGUAUGGGGGCCGCAGUGUGGCAGAACCCGUACUAAGUGACUGGCAUUUCCUACAUGUGGGGACAAUGGCUUGGGUCAGGAUCCCAGUGGAGGGAGAAGUACCUGAAGGUCGGCAUUCCCACAGUGCCUGCAGCUGUCAAGGGGGAGCCCUCAUUGCUGGAGGUCUGGGUGCUUCUGAGGAGCCGUUGAGCUCUGUAUACUUUCUGAAACCAAUCUCUUGUGGAUUCAUCUGGGAGUCAAUAGCCAUCCAGCCUCCCAUUACCCCAAGGUACUCCCACACAGCUCAUGUGGUCAAUGGGAAGCUUUUGUUGGUUGGAGGGGUCUGGAUUCAUUCCUCCUCAGUUCCUGGAGUGACUGUUAUUGAUUUGUCUACAGGACUGAGCUUCGAGUAUCGGAUUGACACAACAUGUGUGCCAUGGCCAUUAAUGUUACACAAUCAUACCAGCAUCCUCCUUCCUGAAGAGCAACAGCUCCUGCUCCUUGGAGGUGGUGGGAACUGCUUUUCCUUUGGUACCUACUUCAACCCCUGUACGGUGACAUUAGACCUUUCUUCCUUAAGUGCUAGGCAGUAAGGACUGGACUUGUGAUAUAUUCAGGACCUACUAAAGUAGACAAUAAAGCUUUCCAAA
Molecule: messenger RNA, 2144 nt
Organism: Balaenoptera musculus (blue whale)
Lineage: Eukaryota; Metazoa; Chordata; Mammalia; Artiodactyla; Balaenopteridae
Gene: LCMT2
Product: leucine carboxyl methyltransferase 2
Exons: 1
Coding region: 27-2087 (686 amino acids)
Biological process (GO): wybutosine biosynthetic process; tRNA methylation
Molecular function (GO): protein binding; tRNA methyltransferase activity
Source: RefSeq, a predicted model, not a curated record